Molecule: messenger RNA, 5175 nt
Organism: Lymnaea stagnalis (great pond snail)
Lineage: Eukaryota; Metazoa; Mollusca; Gastropoda; Lymnaeidae
Source: the annotation of a GenBank genome assembly
CGUAACUGUCUUCGACUAAGACUCUAAAAGGGAUUCACCCUUUAGAAUUAACGAAUCCUAGGUAUUGAUUAACAUAAAUUAAGUCAUAGAUCGUAAGUAGUAAGUCGUAAAUUUUAAAUAGAAAAUAGUAAGUAGUAAAUAGUAAACAUAAGUAGGCAGUAAGUUCUAAAUAUAAUAAGAAAGUAGUAAAUAAGGAGUUGUAUGUAGUAAGAAGACCUCUUGAUCGUGAGGUAACAAUAUUUCUAAUAUAAUUUAAAAGGCGAAGUUAAUAAGUUAUCACACUUUGGGGUGAUUCUAUAAGGUUUGGUUACACAACGUAAAGAUGGAACACAACUUAAAGUAGGGUUACAAAGUAUAGAUGGGAUAUAAUGUCCUACAUCUGUUCACUGCUGUGGAUCAGCCAUAGUGUGCUAGACUAGGUUUCUAUUGUAAUAUGCUAUGGUGUGUAUUUCAUAGUUGAAUGCAAGUUAAGUUAUUACAUAGACGAUGUAUUAAACUAUAUGAAUUACGACUGGUGUAUUACAGCGUAUGUAUACUAGUUGUAUUACAGUGUAUAUGUAUACUAGUUGUAUUACAGUGUAUAUGUAUACUAGUUGUAUUACAGUGUAUAUGUAUACUAGUUGUAUUACAGUGUAUUAUGUAUUAUGGCGGGCGAAAUUAAGUUCAAAAUCAAUUUUUUUUUUAAGUGCGUAACCAAAUACUGGGUAAAUUGUCAAGGGCCAAACGCCCGUGAAGAGUAAACCUACUGUAAAAAGUCUACCUACUGUAAAGAGUCAACCUACUGUAAAGAGUCUACCUAAUGUAAAGCCUGCUGUAAAUUUGUAAUGAUUCUGCCUACUGUAAAGUGUCUACCUACUGUAAAGAGUCUACCUACUGUAAAGAGUCUACCUACUGUGAAGAGUCUACCUAGUGUAAAGAGUCUAUAUACUGUGAAGAGUCUACCUACUGUAAAGCCUGCUGUAAAUUUGUAAUGAUCUACCUAUUGUAAAGAGUCUAUUUACUUUAAAGAGUCUACCUAUAGUAAAGCCUGAUGUAAAAUUCUACCUACUGUAAAGAGUGUACCUACUGCGAAGAGUCUACCUAGUGUAAAGAGCCCAACUGCUGUAAAGAGUCUCCUACUGUAAAGAGUCUACCUACUUUGAAGAGUCUACCUACUUUGAAGAGUUUACCUAAUUUGAAGAGUCUACCUACUGUAAAGAGUCUACCUGCUGUAAAGAGUCUACCUGGUGUAAAGAGUCUACCUACUGUAAAGAGUCUACCUACUGUAAAGAGUCUACCUGCUGUAAAGAGUCUACCUGCUGUAAAGAGUCUACCUACUGUAAAGAGUCUACCUGCUGUAAAUAGUCUACCUACUGUAAAGAGUCUACCUACUGUGAAGAGUCUAACUACUGUAAAGAGUCUACCUAUUGUGAAGAGUCUACCUACUGUAAAGAGUCUACCUACUGUAAAGAGUCUACCUACUGUGAAGAGUCUACCUACUGUGAAGAGUCUACCUACUGUAAAGAGUCUACCUAUUGUGAAGAGUCUACCUACUGUAAAGAGUCUACCUACUGUAAAGAGUCUACCUACUGUGAAGAGUCUACCUACUGUGAAGAGUCUACCUACUGUAAAGAGUCUACCCACUGUAGAGAGUCAUUGUAUCACCAUCACGCAUGUGUAAAGGUUCAUCGGUCUUGUUCACAACAGCUCAGCUAAAGGUUUGGGUUGUAAUGAAAAGUCGUUGUAUAUUAUUGUUUUUCGACACGUGCUAGUGAAUUUGAAGUUAUUUUUUUAUAUCAUUGGAACGUUCAUUUGUUUGACUUGACUGAAUGUGUAGAGUGAGGCUUGACUGAAUGUGUAGAGUAAGGCUUGACUGAAUGUGUAGAGUGAGACUUGACUGAAUGUGUAGAGUGAGACUUGACUGAAUGUGUAGAGUGAUACUUGACUGAAUGUGUAGAGUGAGACUUGACUGAAUGUGUAGAGUGAGACUUGACUGAAUGUGUAGAGUGAGACUUGACUGAAUGUGUAGAGUGAGGCUUGACUGAAUGUGUAGAGUGAGGCUUGACUGAAUGUGUAGAGUGAGGCUUGACGGAAUGUGUAGAGUGAGACUUGACUGAAUGUGUAGAGUGAGACUUGACUGUAUGUGUAGAGUGAGACUUGACUGAAUGUGUAGAGUGAGGCUUGACUGAAUGUGUAGAGUGAGGCUUGACUAAAUGUGUAGAGUGAGGUUUGACUGAAUGUGUAGAGUGAGGCUUGACUGAAUGUGUAGAGUGAGGCUUGACUGAAUGUGUAGAGUGAGACUUGACUGAAUGUGUAGAGUGAGACUUGACUGAAUGUGUAGAGUGAGACUUGACUGAAUGUGUAGAGUGAGACUUGACUGAAUGUGUAGAGUGUGACUUGACUGAAUGUGUAGAGUGAGACUUGACUGAAUGUGUAGAGUGAGACUUGACUGAAUGUGUAGAGUGAGACUUGACUGAAUGUGUAGAGUGAGACUUGACUGAAUGUGUAGAGUGAGACUUGACUGAAUGUGUAGAGUGAGACUUGACUGAAUGUGUAUUUAUGUAGGAGAAUUGUUCAGGGCCGGAAUGUAUAAAAUCCGUGAGAAUCCCUAACUACCGCUAACUCAGACAUUUUCCAUGAAAACACCGGGGUUACGUUGUCAGUGUGUGACAGAAAUGGGGAAUUCAUUUUUUGGGCCUGUCACGUCACACGACAUAUGCUGUAGAGAGUGAUGACGUAAAUGUAUGGCUCAUUAGAUUUAAUGGAUAUGGGUGUAGGUUGGGGUGACCAAAUCAUGAACUGGAAAAAAACGGGACACGCCCUAGGAGGGUUUUGGGAAUACCCUCCCGCUAAAGAGGGGUCCGGGGGCCCCCACCGGAAACUGUUUAUUGAAACAUGCGCAUUGGAAACUAUUUUGAGACCUAGAAAUCUUUUUUAAUUUACCUUCACUUUUUUAAUUUACCUUCACUUUUGUCAUUUACCUUCACUUUUUUAAUUUACCUUCACUUUUGUCAUUGAGUUUAAAAUCUGAAGUAUAUCAUAAACGAAAACAAGAAGUUGGCAGUGAAUACUUGUUGUAUUGAUUCAUCGAAGAUCUCUGGCAGAGGCACUGUGGUUUAAGCAGAGUGGUGGUGGUGGGGGGGGGGCAGUGCAGGCAUCACGCGAGCCCACAUCACUACUGGCACUGGCUACACAGCAAGCCAAAUUAUGACUUGAAGCAAUAUGAUACAUUAGGAAGUUUUAGUAAGUUGAAAAUGUAAUUAGUUUUAGAAACGGGACAUUUAGUUAGGCGUCCCGAGAGAUUUUUUCGAGACAGCGGGUACGAUCGUGAAAAAACGGGACAAUCCCGUUUUUAAGGGACGUUAUGUUUCCCCACCCUAGUGUAGAUGAAAUUGUUUGCAAACAAUACUGAAUAACUUGUAAACAUGUCAUUGUUUUUUUUUUUGUUUUUUUUCUGUAACAUUCGCCACGUUACUUCUGCUACCGAGGUCAGGGCCUGGAUUAUUGGCCUGGUGGGAGAUAGCGCUUCCGNCUGGAUUAUUGUCCUGGUGGGAGAUAGCGGUGGCGUGUUACCCCCCCCCCACCCCCCUCCAACUUUACAGGGGGAUAACUCUCGUGAAAUACAUACAUUUUAUUUAAAAAUAAGUAAGCAAUUUCAUAUGCUUAUUUAUUUAGAGGGAAAGAGGCUUAUAAUUAUGUCCAUUUGUUCAGGGACAGCGGGUGCAAAAUUAAGUUCUUUUGUUCAAGGGAAAUGGACGCAAAAUUAUGUUCUCUUGGUUCAGGGGCAAUGGGCGCAAAAUUAAUUUCUUUUGUUGAUGGGUAAUGGGCGCAAAAUUACAUUCUUUUAUUCAGGGGCAAUGGGCUCAAAAUUACGUUCUUUUUCCUAAGGCAUAGACAAUUGUAAAUCCGGCCAUUUUAACCAAUAGAGUAACAAUUUGUUACAACUUGUAUUAGUUUGACUUACCUGAAUGGGUAGAGUGAGACUUGUCUGAAUGUGUAGAGUGAGACUUGACUGAAUGUAUAGAGUGAGACUUGACUGAAUGUGUAGAGUGAAGGCUACUUAUUUAUAUUACUAUACAGACUAAACCGUUUAUAACAGGCAUAAAUGAACUGUAUAAAUAUGUCCACGUCACAUGACAUUCGCAUGGAGCCCCAAUCAGACGUUCUGGACUUGGCUCAAGAAACUAGAAAACUUCAAGGUAAGUAAGAACAUUUACAGUACCGGGUUAUGUAAGAACAGUGGCAGUACUAAGGCCAUGAAGCGACAGUGCUAGGGCAUGAAGCGACAGUACUAGGGCAUGUAGCUACAGUACUAGGGUAUGCAGCUACAGUACUAGGCUAUGUAAAACUGCUACAGUAUCAAGGUAUGUGAGAACAUUCACAGUACUGAGAUAUGUAAGAACCGUUACAGUAACGGGGUAUGCAAGAACAUGUACAGUGCUAGGGCAGCAUAUAGUAGCAGUACUUGGUUAAUUGAGAAGAGUCUAACUCCUGUGAAGAGUCCAACAUCUGUAUUUAAUUUUAACUGAUAAAUCCUGGAUACAGAUGUAACUGUCAUGAUUACGAUAGCUCUGCAUGAUAGCUUUUUUUUUUUUUUUUUUUAAUAAAUUUUUUAAUCGCUUUUUCCUACAAUAAUGGUUCAAAACACUUCAAUAAACAUUAAGGUACUCCAGAUCUCUUUAUCAAUUUAAAAUAUAUUAUGGCAAAGAUUUAAUUGAAUGUCUUAUCUUGAACUGAAUGACCAGGGUGCCAUGAAUGUGAAGUGAACUUUGGCACAGAAGCAGACAUUCACCAACACAAAACACGCUGCACUAAGAACCCUGGCCACCAGCAGUUCAUCCCAGUCAAUGACUUCACCAUCUCACACCUGCCCGCCAGGUACCAGGAUGCUCAACUCGUGGACGUCAUUCAGCUGAUAUCCCGGCUGACGGCCCUCUUGACUGUGUCACACAUCAGCAAUGACAGACCAGAGUUCUUCCCCUUCACGGAUAUACCCUAUCCGUUUUUCAAAUCUCGCGGCAGCCAUAACUUUUCUCGCACCGGGUCGGGAAGGUGCGUGGAUUUUUAUAAACGCACGGUCGUCAACAAUGAGCCGUGCAAGUGUAAGGUGUGUAGGACGUCCGGCACACCGGUGAUGACGUGGGAUGCGAUCGUCAUUCACACGGCCACACACGUCGUGUUUGAUGAGAAGGAGGC